This is a messenger RNA of Thermothelomyces thermophilus ATCC 42464, 1308 nucleotides long. RefSeq lists its product as uncharacterized. Gene Ontology annotation, biological process: rRNA processing. Gene Ontology annotation, cellular component: nucleus; preribosome, small subunit precursor; preribosome, large subunit precursor. The record is from RefSeq and is a predicted model, not a curated record. The annotation marks the transcript as partial. Lineage: Eukaryota; Fungi; Ascomycota; Sordariomycetes; Sordariales; Chaetomiaceae. The transcript is spliced from 3 exons.
CUGAUAUUGGGUACUGAAGCUUUUCGCUGGCUCUAUCUGGCCGUCAAAUUCCCCCGGGGGUGCGACCCCGCGCGCGCCCGACCUGAGGGGACAAGGCGUUUGGCGGCCACAGUGAUGAAUCAGUCGGCGACCUGUCCAACACCUCAAUUCUUUCCUCUUAGGAGGUGUCAAAGCCCUGAAACCGUCGACGGUUUGCGAAUCCGGCACAAAUAUUUCGGGAGACGUAGGCAAAAUGGCGUCGCAAGAACGCAGCAUGCCCUUCAUAAAGAACCUCGCCUCGAGCGACCGCAAAAUACGCACCUCAGCCCUCUCCUCUCUCCGAACUUUUCUCUCCGCCCGGCAAGUGGCAUCCGCGCUCACUCCCAUCGAGGUGCUCAAGUUGUGGAAGGGCCUGUUCUACGCGCUAUGGAUGUGCGACCGCGCCAUUCCCCAGCAAAACCUAUGCAACGAGCUAGCCGAUCUCAUCUACAUCCUCCCGCGCGAGGCUGUCGAGACAUGGUUGCGCGGGUUCUGGGCGACCAUGGCGCGUGAGUGGACCGGGAUCGAUGUGCUGCGGAUGGAGAAAUUUCUUCUCCUCGUCAGGAGAGUAGUCGGAGCGGGGUUCAAGUGGAUGAAGAAGGGGAGCGGGAAUGAAGAAGGAAAGAAGAAAGGGAAAGGGAAUAGUGUUUCCGAUUGGGAUGCGGGAAAGGUGGACGUGAUAGUGGGACUGCUGGGUGAGUGGCCACUUGCCCUCGAGGAGGAGGCGAGGAUAGAGCGGGCGACCGACGGGGACGGCAAGGAUGCCAACAUAACUCUGAAGAUUCCGGUAGGAAUGAGGCUGCACGUCCUCGAUAUCUGGGUUGAUGAGGCGGAGAAGGCAGGACUGCUUGAGAACGAUGACAUGGAAGCGAAGCAGAUCACCCAAAGGAUCUCGGACCAGAUCGAUGCCCUCGAGGAAGCGACAACUAGUCCAGCUGUGCGCAUCAGGUCCAAGGAGUCGCUGGCUGACGACCGUCUCAUUGCCAGAAGGAGACCAGAACCAGACGCUCGAUCGGGCGGGGACACAGGUAAUGGCCAAGAUGAUGGUGCGGAUUGGGACGGGUUUGAUGACUAGGGAGGACAAUGAGCUAUUCAAAAUCGUCGCAUCUCGCAACCGGCCUUGCUUGUUCACCUCAAACCGCGGGCUGCCCAAUGUGAGAGAUACAAGGGUCCUACAUCUGACAUUCGCAAUGCGGGAACAGGCACGGCCGGGAUAUAUUGAAUUCCAGCCAGAUGCAUUCGAAAACUUAAUCGCGGCUUAUGACGGGCGCCAGCCGUGUGCAGCUUGCC